Physella acuta is the source of this 1588-nucleotide messenger RNA. Its product is annotated as endoglucanase E-4-like. Lineage: Eukaryota; Metazoa; Mollusca; Gastropoda; Physidae. The record is from RefSeq and is a predicted model, not a curated record. Gene Ontology annotation, molecular function: hydrolase activity, hydrolyzing O-glycosyl compounds. Gene Ontology annotation, biological process: carbohydrate metabolic process.
CGCCAUCUGGCGUUAGCCUAAGAAACGGUAACACAUAAAUAAAGAAAGAUAUUUGUAUACCGACAUAAUUCUAAGAGGAGAUUGCACGUACUGGUUGUUUGCUAGUUCAUUUGCUUGGUGUUAUUAUCUUGAUUUACAAGAUGAUCACAGUUUUACUUUUGGCUGUAUCGUUGGUGGUCCAGACGACAUGGUGUGCGCCCAAGGACUUCAGCGCUGCUUUGGGCAAGUCCAUUUUGUUCUACGACGCCCAAAGGUCAGGUAAACUUCCGGCCAACAACCCCAUCCAUUGGAGGGGAGACUCUGCCCUCCACGACUGUGUGGUGGGGGGUUGGUACGACGCUGGGGACCACGUUAAGUUUGGUCUUCCCAUGUCGUCGUCGUCUACUCUCCUGCUGUGGUCUAUGAUCAGGUUCAAAGACGGUUACACCAAGGCCGGUCAGCUGAACCAGGCCUACGACAUGAUCAAGUGGCCACUUGACUACUUCCUCCAUGCCUGGAACCCAUCGACCAAGCAGCUGGUCGUGCAGGUGGGGGACGGUAACGCUGACCACGCCUUCUGGGGACGUCCUGAAGACAUGACCAUGGCAAGACCUUGUCAGACCGUCAGUGCUUCAAACAAGGGAAGUGACAUAGCAGCUGGGACAGCCGCGGCUCUGGCAGCUGGAUCUAUUGUGUUUAAAGCCAAAGGUGAUACGGCUUACGGCAACCAGCUCCUUUCAGCUGCUGAGAGUCUUUAUGCUUUUGCUAAAGCCAACAGGGGAAUAUUCCAUGGGUCCGCCCAGUUCUACUCGUCUAGUGCGGACAAGGACGAGAUGUGUGAGGCCAGUGCCUGGCUGUACCGGGCCACCAAGAACGCCAAUUACCUGAACGACGCCAAGACAUUUGUGGAGGAUGCCUGGGCCUGGGCACUGGGCUGGGAUGACAAGAAAGUCGCCUGCCAACUAAUCCUGUUCGAAGAGACACACACUGCCCACUACAAGGACGCCGUGGUUGGUUUCCUGGAGAGUUGGAUGCCCGGCGGUGGAAUCACGUACACGCCUUGUGGGUUGGCGUGGAGAGACAAAUGGGGAGCCAACAGGUAUGCCGGAAACACCGCCUUUGUGGCACUGCUGGCUUCAGAGGCCGGGAUCAACCCCGCCAAAUACCGGAAGUGGGCUGUCGAACAGAUCAACUACCUCCUCGGUGACAACCACCACGACGGUGGAUGUUACAGUUUCCAGAUUGGAUAUGGAUCAAAGUAUCCACGUCAACCUCACCACAGAGGUGCAUCUUGUCCAAAUCGUCCCGCUCCCUGUGGUCAAGCACAACUAACCGCCUCAGGACCAAGCCCCCAGACAUUAACCGGCGCACUUGUGGGAGGACCUGAAGCGAACGAUAACUACCACGAUGUGAGAACGGAUUACGUGUUGAACGAGGUAGCAACUGACUAUAACGCUGGUUUCCAAGGAGCUCUUGCAGGAAUCGUCCAUCUCGAGGCUGCCAACAACUUACCCGCCACCAACAACAAAUGCCCAUGUACCGCUACUGGUUGAUAAUGCAGAAGUACUUGCCGAUUCGUUUGUUGAAAAAAAUAAAGUAACAAAUGGUU